AUGAAUAAAGUGUUUUCAGGCAGCGGCAAGAAAGCCGUUUGUCAGGCACAUUUACCACAUGGCACCGUGCUUUUGUCAGAAUCGUUGGGGGCGGUGUCGCCGAGGAGCGCCAUACUCGUUGGAUGGUCACGGCGCUCCUCACUCCAGCCCAGCUCCAGUCCGCCCUUCUUCUUCGGUUAUUCCGCUCAACGCAUCCUUGCCUCAUCGGCUCACCUUAAGGCUCUUAUUCGCGUCCCUCUUUCGUCCAGAUUCCCUGAAGUGUGCAUGCACCAGAUUCUUUUUGCGACAACAUGCAUGCCAGCCUCCACUAGCGGUGCCACUCUCUCGUCAGCCAGACACAACUUGUGCUGCAACCUGAUUGCCUCCAUCAGCUCCAGCAAUCACUUCGAGCGGAGUAUUCACGCAAACUGGAUUUACGACGAGACGAGAAGAAUCGUGCACUGUCAAAGGCCUGCUGCUACUGCUGCUGCUACUGCAGUAAAAAGCUGA
This is a messenger RNA of Protopolystoma xenopodis, 489 nucleotides long. The record is from the annotation of a GenBank genome assembly. Lineage: Eukaryota; Metazoa; Platyhelminthes; Monogenea; Polystomatidea; Polystomatidae.